AUGUCUGAAACAGGUUUAACGGUGCUUGACGGAACCCAUCUCCGAUCUCUCAACCCCUCUUUACCUGAAUUAAACGAUGCUAUCACUGGAUCCCAACUCCUUGAAAUCGCUGACUCGAAAGCCUCCACUUCUCUCUUUGGCCUCUCGUUGCCUCAAAACCUUAAAGCUUCCGCCCUUUCUCGUGUCAUCGACGAAACCUUUGAUGAUCACGAUGAUGACGUCACUUUCCGGAAAGCAGAGCUCAAAAAAGAUAAAGCGUCCAAGUUUCUCUCCGAUUACAUAUCUGCCAUUGCUAAUGAGAUGAAAGAUGAUCCAUUAGUGGUGUCAAUAUUGGAUGGGAAUACUUUGAAGAUGUUUUUGGAGGAUGAAGAUGAUUAUGCCAUGUUAGCAGAGAAUUUGUUUACUGAUAUGGACAUCGAAGAUAAAGGGAAGAUAUGCAAGAGUGAGAUAAGAAAUGCACUUGUUCAUAUGGGCGUCGAAAUGGGGGUUCCUCCAUUUUCAGAAUUUCCUCUGCUAAACGAAAUCUUGAAAAAGUAUGGGGCCGAGGGGGAAGAAGAACUGGGCCAAGCACAAUUUGCUGAAUUACUUCAGCCGAUUCUGCAGGAAACAGCUGAUGCAUUGUCUGAAAAGCAUGUUGUUGUCAUACAUAACAUCAAGGUUGUCAAUGGUUCUGAGCUAAGAAAGGUCUUGGCAGAUGAGAAGCAAUUCAACGAUGUCUCGGAGAGGGUUUUGUUGGAAACAGAAAGCGAAAAAGAUGGGCUACGUAAGACGAAGCUAAUCAGGAGUUUCUUAGAGAAACAUGGAAAAGAUUUUGGCUUGCCACCGUCUGAAUCCAAUGAAGCUGUGGUUCUUCUCUACGAUGCGGUAUUCUCCGAAAUCGAGAAUGAGAAGAGUGUUACACGAGCAGACAACGAAUUCAGGGAACUCGUGAAAGACAUCCUCGAGAAGUUUGCAGAACAGCUUGAAGCUAAUCCUGUGUUUCGUGACCUUGACAAUUAAGAGAGUGGUUGAACUAUGGACCCGGUUCUUCGGGUCACGGAGGCAGUUCAUAUUUAUCCGGCAGUUACUUGCCUCUGCAGUGGUUCUUAUAGAUUGCAUAAACUAUGCUUAUAUAUAAUGAUGAAUGGUGAUUGUCUA
Hibiscus syriacus is the source of this 1137-nucleotide messenger RNA. RefSeq lists its product as uncharacterized. NCBI's taxonomy places the organism in Eukaryota, Viridiplantae, Streptophyta, Magnoliopsida, Malvales, Malvaceae. The coding region runs from base 1 to 999 and encodes 332 amino acids. Gene Ontology annotation, molecular function: calcium ion binding. The transcript is spliced from 5 exons. The record is from RefSeq and is a predicted model, not a curated record.